AUGAGCUUCACACGCCUUCCCCUACGCUCUCUGACUCGAGCAGUCGCAUCUUCGUCGUCGUCCUCAUCUACAGCUUCCGCUUUGCCCACUCUCUUGCGCUCCUUUCAUGCCUCACCAUGCUCCUCCGCCGAUGCAAAGAAGGUCUCCAUGUCAGGCAUCAGCGCAAUCCGUAAAGCCGUACCCGGCACCUCGAUGAUCAAGGCCAAGGAAGCUCUUCUCGCCACGUUCAACGCCGCAGGUCAAGAAGACUUGUCUGCUGCUCUGACAUGGCUAGAGGACGACAGGCAGAAGAGUGGUGCAAAAAAAGCAGAAAAAGUGGCUUUGAGAGAGGCAAAGGAAGGCAUGGUCGGCAUCUGCAUCCUUGCCGAUGGAUUAGGAGCAACGGGAGCUUCGUCUUCGUCCUCUUCUUCGUCUUCUUCCAUGCCUACUCCUCCGCCCCGAGCUGGACUUGUGGAGCUGAAUUGCGAAACAGACUUUGUAGCCCGCAAUGAAGUCUUCAAUCAGCUCGUGCAGGACCUUAGUCAUACUGCUGCUCUCUUCCCUGAUUUGGCCCAGGGUGUCUCUUCCUCUACCGCAACGGAAGGCAGCUCAACACCAAAGCUCAUCGACCUUCCCCUGCAGGAGUUCCUCAGCUUUCCUGUGUUGACCAGCUCGCCAGAUGCAGCCAAAUCUUCUACGCGUCCCAGGACAGUGCAGGAUGCAAUUGUGGAUAUGGUCUCUCGUCUGGGGGAGAAGAUCACCCUCGCCCGUGCCUCGAGCAUCUCUACCUCUCUCCCUCCCCUCUCAAGCGACCCAAGACGGUCCCAAUCCAUCGACGAGACGUACGUCGUUUCUUCCUUUGCACACGGCGGUGCGGGCACGCCCGUGACGCAAGGCGCAGCAGCCUUCUCCACCUCGGCGGGAAAGGUAGCCUCCCUCCUUCUCACGCGCUACCGUGGUCUCACGGGUAAUGCAGCCUCCCCUGCUCCUUCCUCCGAGGAGAUGACAAAGACGAUUCGCGCACUCGGACGAUCUCUCGCUCGUCAAGCUGCAGGAAUGGAGACCACAUCCAUCCGUGCCCCUGCCGGAGCAGAAGGGCUUGAAGAAGCACCAGGCGCACCAUCCACCGCCCUCUACUCGCAACCCUUCCUCAUGCUCCUUCCCUCGGCGGGAGUCGCAGUCGAGGGUGAGGAAAAAGUAGAGGGCGUUCUGCAGAAGUGGUGCAGGGACAAGGGAGUGGACGAGGUGGAGGUGGUGGAUAUCAGGAGGUGGGCAUUGGGUGAGACGGCCACCAUUGCCGAGUCGAGCAGCCCGGCGGAGUAG
Messenger RNA from Microstroma glucosiphilum, 1302 nucleotides. RefSeq lists its product as hypothetical. Bases 1 to 1302 code for a protein of 433 amino acids. The record is from RefSeq and is a predicted model, not a curated record. NCBI's taxonomy places the organism in Eukaryota, Fungi, Basidiomycota, Exobasidiomycetes, Microstromatales, Microstromataceae. Gene Ontology annotation, biological process: mitochondrial translational elongation. Gene Ontology annotation, cellular component: mitochondrial matrix. Gene Ontology annotation, molecular function: translation elongation factor activity. The transcript has a single exon.